This is a messenger RNA of Emiliania huxleyi CCMP1516, 1299 nucleotides long. RefSeq lists its product as hypothetical. The record is from RefSeq and is a predicted model, not a curated record. Gene Ontology annotation, cellular component: endoplasmic reticulum membrane. The transcript has 4 exons. NCBI's taxonomy places the organism in Eukaryota, Haptophyta, Isochrysidales, Noelaerhabdaceae. Bases 1 to 1299 code for a protein of 432 amino acids.
AUGCAUUUGCCGCUCGCGCGGCCCCGCUCGCCGGCCGCGCAGUGCACUGUCGGCACCGCGUCUCUCUCUGUGAUCAUCCCUGCGUACGACGAGGCAGAGAGGCUGCCGCGCACGCUCGAGGAGUCGCUCGCUCACCUGUCGACCACCCGGCGAGGCCCGUGGGAGAUCAUCGUGGUGGACGACGGCUCCCACGAUUCAACGUGCGAGCUCGUCGCGGCGCGGCUGGCGGCGGAGCCGCGGCUGCGGCUCCUCUCCUCCGGCCGUGGGGCCAAUCGCGGCAAGGGCGCUGGCCUCGCCGCCGGCGCGGCGGCGGCGCGAGGCGAGCUCCUGCUCCUCCUCGACGCCACGCCCCUUUCGGCGCUGCCCGCGCUCGAGCGGCGGGUGGGCGCGCGCGGCUGCGAGAUGGCCGUCGGCUGCCGCGCCGCGGCUCUUGCCGCUCGGCCCGCCGCGAGGAGGCUGAUGGGAGUCGUGUUUGCGGCUCUCGCGUCGACCUGCGUGCGGGGCGUGCCCGACACUCAGUGCGGGUUCAAGCUUCUCUCCCGCCGCGCGGCGCGCGAGCUCUUCCCGUCGCUGCAGAUCCGCGGCUGGGCGUACGACGCCACCGCCGCGUCGACCGCCGUCGCGAAAGUGCCAAAGGAGACGGGCUUACCAUAUGCGGAGAUGGGGGCGGCCGGCCUCUGUCGGCUGUGGGACCGCGCCGCAGACCCGACGCAACAGACCGACCUCUGCGCGCGCCCCGAGGCGGCGGGUGUGGUGCGGGGCCUGCUGCGGGUGCUGAGGGAGCACCUGGAGGAGAGGCUGCCCGGCCACCCCGCCCUGACGGCGCACUGGUUCAAGCGGCGCCUCAACUCGAGCCUUUCGCACGCCGCUCAGCCUGACCCCUCCCGCCUCCCGCAUGACCCCUCCCGCCUCCCGGCGUGCAUCAAGAACGUGCUCGGACCUCUGUGGCGGACGUGCGACACGAUUUGCGGGCACGACAACAAGGAUCCGAACCGCGAGUCGGCGGCCGGCGCCGCCAAGGCGGUCGUCACCCUCACAUUCCGGCCGAUCAAGAGCGAGGGCAAGUACAGGAAAGCGUUUGCGCAAUACGCGACGACGGUGCAGGCUUCCACGCCGGGCGUGCGCGCCUUCUUCUCCUUCAUGGACAAGAGCAGGGAGAAGACGGCGCUCCAAGCGAGCAAUCGGCCGCCGCCGCCGCUCUUCGACUUCAAGCCGCAGGAGCUGUUCGAGCACGCGCCCGGCAUCAAGCACCGACUGGUGCCAGAGUGGUACGCGAAGCGGCAGCAGCAGCAGUCCUAG